Calypte anna (Anna's hummingbird) is the source of this 4125-nucleotide messenger RNA. RefSeq names its product cholinergic receptor muscarinic 2 (gene CHRM2). Bases 122 to 1522 code for a protein of 466 amino acids. Gene Ontology annotation, molecular function: G protein-coupled acetylcholine receptor activity. NCBI's taxonomy places the organism in Eukaryota, Metazoa, Chordata, Aves, Apodiformes, Trochilidae. Gene Ontology annotation, cellular component: plasma membrane. Gene Ontology annotation, biological process: adenylate cyclase-activating adrenergic receptor signaling pathway; regulation of heart contraction. The record is from RefSeq and is a predicted model, not a curated record. The transcript has 2 exons.
CCAGUUCAUUGAUGCAAAGCAACAAACCCCCUUCACCUGUGAAGACUACAAGACAGAAAGAAGAGAUUGUCCCAGAAAAAGAGUUUAACUGACAGUUGGGUAUCUUGUUAGCAGGACAGAAAUGAAUAACUCAACGUACAUAAAUUCUUCCAGCAAAAAUGCAAUGGCUUUGGAGAGCCCCUAUAAAACUGUCGAGGUUGUCUUCAUCGUCCUGGUAGCAGGGUCUCUCAGUCUGGUCACCAUAAUUGGGAACAUCCUGGUUAUGGUGUCAAUCAAAGUCAACAGGCAUCUCCAGACUGUCAACAACUAUUUCCUCUUCAGCUUGGCCUGUGCUGACUUGAUCAUCGGCAUCUUCUCAAUGAACCUAUAUACCCUCUACACUGUGAUAGGCUACUGGCCCUUAGGGCCUGUGGUGUGUGACCUCUGGCUGGCUCUUGACUACGUAGUCAGCAACGCCUCUGUAAUGAACCUCCUCAUUAUCAGCUUUGACAGAUACUUUUGUGUCACCAAGCCCCUGACCUAUCCUGUAAAGAGGACCACUAAGAUGGCAGGCAUGAUGAUCGCGGCUGCCUGGGUGCUGUCCUUCAUCCUGUGGGCCCCUGCAAUUCUCUUCUGGCAGUUCAUUGUGGGAGGAAGGACUGUCCCAGAUGGGGAUUGCUACAUCCAGUUUUUUUCCAAUCCUGCCGUCACUUUUGGCACUGCCAUCGCAGCCUUCUAUUUGCCUGUUGUCAUCAUGACUGUCCUUUACUGGGAAAUCUCCCGAGCCAGUAGGAGUCGGAUAAAGAAAGGGAAAAAGGAAGCUGCCCAAAACCAAGAUACAGUUUCCCCCAGCCUCGUCCAAGGUAAAACAGUGAAACCAAACAACAACAACAUCCCAAGCGGUGGGGAUGGAUUGGAGCACAGCAAAAUUCAGAAUGGAAAAACCACUGAAGAGACUGUGACAGAGAACUGUGUUCAAGGGGAGGAGAAGGAAAGCUCCAAUGACUCCACCUCUGUAAGUGUCGUUGCUUCCAACAUCAAAGAGGAUGAAGCUGCCAAAGAUGCCAGCCGAGCUUCUGCUUCCCAAGACAAUCUCAAAGUGGAGAACUCCAAGCUGACAUGCAUCAGGAUAGUCACCAAGUCCCAAAAGGGUGACCCCUGUGCCCCCACCAACACUACCGUGGAGAUUGUAGGCACCAACGGAGAAGAGAAACAGAAUAGCGUAGCUCGGAAAAUUGUCAAGAUGACAAAGCAGCCAGCCAAAAAGAAACCACCUCCUUCUAGAGAGAAAAAAGUGACAAGGACUAUUUUGGCCAUCCUGCUGGCCUUCAUCAUCACCUGGACCCCAUACAAUGUGAUGGUGCUUAUCAACAGCUUCUGCACAUCCUGCAUCCCUGGCACUGUAUGGACCAUAGGUUACUGGCUCUGUUAUAUCAACAGCACUAUCAACCCUGCUUGUUACGCCCUCUGCAAUGCCACUUUUAAGAAGACCUUUAAGCACCUUCUUAUGUGUAAUUACAAGAAUAUAGGAGCUACAAGGUAAAAAUCAUAAUGAAAAUAAUAAUGAGAAAGUUGAAGAAGUUCCAAAAUGAAUUAAAAAAUAUAAAUGCCAUAGCACUUUAUGCUCUUCUAUGGAAUGUGCAAUCCAGGAUGUUAGAAAUACUGAUACGGGGCAUCAGCUCUACCCUUGAGAACUACACUUAGGAACAUUUUUUUAAUUAUUGAAAAUAAAUCUUAAGAAUAUGGCAAUGUUUGAGGGUUUAUUCAAGUCCAUGUACUGGAGGCACAGUUCCUUGAUUUCUGAGACUACUCUGCAGAAGGGCUUUAGAGUCUAUGAUUUUUGUCAUUCUGUGUAAAAUACUUGUUCUUUCCCCCCCUGCUCUCCCUGUUUUGUUUUGGUUUUGUUUUUUUUUCUGUGUGUGUUUAAUAUGUUUUCACCUAGAGGAAAAAAAGAAGGAAAUUUUAACAAUUACUGUGGAAGAGCCAAAGGAGUUUGGAAGAUUUUACAUAAUCUGAAUGUAUCAUGGUAGAAAGUUCUAAUACUCACAGCUGUGUAAAGCUUUAUUGUCAUUGUCAUGUAAGAACCUUAAUGUUAGGAAAAUCAUGAUGAAAGUGAUUCUGUGUUGUUUAUGACACUAUCAUUUCUAAAACUGCAUCAUGUUCUGAAAGUGUACUUAUGCUCAACAUGUAACCAUUGCCUAACCUGUGUAUCAUUCAAGGUCUGCCACUUGUGCCCUUUUUGGAGGUUUUGUUCCGUGAUUCCUUCAUCACAUCAAGAUGAAAAAAAUGGUGGUCUAUUCCAGAUUGCUACAUCCCAAGAGUAUUUCAGCAUCUGUGUAAAACAAAGCUUUUCAAAUAAUUUUGUUUACUUUGUUUGUCAUAGAAUGUACACCUGUGGAUUUGUGGUUUAUCACCAUCAAUUUUUUCUUCCUUUUUGUACCUUACUUGUCCAGGGCAUUAAGACUGAAUAUCAAGACAAGUUGUAAAUUCAAAGGUCUCAUCCAGUCAGCCAGUAUGAUGGCCAAACAGAGGGUUUCAGUUGAAGAAUAGAGACAAGGUUAUUACUUGAAAAGUUGAGGUUACAUCCUUUUCAAGUUGGUUGUACAAAUGAAGAGGCAUUCUGAGCCUCCACAGAAUUGCUGCUUAAUAUUAUAUGACCAUACUCCAGACAAAGCAGAAGAUGACUCAGAGUCAUUUACUAAGGAAAAGAAUAAGAUGGAUUGACAUGCCCAUGAGGAUCAAGCUCUGCCUAAGCCCUUAGUGUUAAACUGAGGUCGUUCCUGGACAAGAUGUUUACUUUGUGGAAAAGGUUUUGUCUACAUUCCCUUUUGUGCCAUCUGGCAGCAAUGUUUUGACAGUAAGCCAAGGUAUAACACCUAGGAAAACAGUGAUUACACAAAAACAGAUACUGUCUAGAUGGAGGACUGGCAGGGGUCAAGUUCAGAUAUUAUGUGAUACUCCACACCAGCUCAAAUUUGGAUUUUUUCUGGAAAAGAAAUUUACUAUUCAAUAUUUGAUAUUUACUGUAGCACACCUGAGCACUGUGUGGGAAGGAUAAAGUGUAUCAGGUUGCUGAAAACAGUAGUUGGCUGUGACAUGGAUAUUCUGUUUACCUCCUUCUUAGUACCUCUAACUUCCAAGCAGUAGUCAAGGUAUACCUACAGAUUUUGUUAUCCAGAAAAGCAGCUCUUUUAUCCAGAAAAACAGUGUCCUGAGACACUGCCUUCAAGAGUGAAAGCCACUGACCAAAUAGGACACAAAUUGUUCUGUUAUUUCAAGCUACCACAUUAGAGUCUCCCAAUGUGCACUUCAAAAUAGCAGCCUUCAAGAUUACAAGGAAAUUAAUCUUCCAGACUUAAAUUUUACAUUUGACAAGCUUAUUGGAACACAGUGUCAAAGCACUUUGGCAAUAUGACAAUUUUCGUGUUUCAAAGUAUGAGUUCCUAGCAGAAAGUGUAAAUGAGGAGGAUUAAACUGCAGUAAAUUAAGGCCACAUUAAACUCAGGAUUAAUGUUCCUUAAUAUGCAUUCAUUGAUUUUAUACCCCUAGUGGUUUCAUCCUAAUAUAGCAAAGUGUCUCCAUGCAGCUGAGGAUCUAAUUUUGCAACCCUCACUUGCCUUGAGUCAUAUUUACUAUCACUAUUUUUAUCUUCCUGCUUGUAAGGAAGAAUAAGUCAAUGAUAAGUCUUACAAAACUGAUUGCAGCUUGUCUUUCAAAACUAUAUUCACCAGACUUAUCUUGGCAGGCUAAAGGAAAGACCUACAUGGUCAUUUCUAGAUCACUCUUUCUCUUACAGUGUUAAUAAAAUCCAGAUAAAAACCAAGGAUAAAAGGAAAUCUGCUCAUUUUCUAAAUCUUACUUCUUUACAAAAAUGUCAUAAAAGAAAUGCACCUGCUUCUUUAUUUCAGCAGGUGCUGUGGGUACCAAUAGUACAGGUACUCAAAUGGGGAAAUAAUGGUUUGUGUACUCUUAUUUAAUUAUUCUUUUGAAUCCAGUUUUCCAGAAAGUGUGCAAAUAUUUUAUUGUGACAUUUGAAGCUGUCACUUGUUCAUAAAUUAUGAACUCCCUUAGCAGAUAAGUACACCUCUGCAGGUUAAGAAGUACAAAGUAGAGGUUAAAAUUAUACUUUUUCAUCAUGUGUGAUGA